UAAAAAGCUACUCUUUCUUUCUAUUUGAUUCACUGUUGAUAUCGCCUUAUACAUUGGAUAAUCUCAUAACACAGCGUACCAAAGUAGCAAUGCGUUCCCAGUACCUACUUCAACUUCUUCUGUGUGUAACUCUGUUCACAUUGGCAGAAAGUGGGUGGACUUCGUAUAAAAUAUGGAAGGUUGCAAGAAAUUAUAGUCAAAAAGAAUCAUCAAAAUGGAGCGUAUGGAGAAGCUGGGGAUGGAGGUUCGAUUAUUUUGGAAAGAAUAAGUGCAACCUGUUUGUAUAUGAUGUUCUGAAUGAGGCCGGGGCAAAAGCACCGAACAGAAAGCCAGGUAAAACUUCUCCAAUCGGUGCAAAUGAAUGGGCAAACCCGAGAUCAACAUACGUAAAGAAUACUGGUUGCUACAGCGUAGUUUCAUUUGGGCAAAAAAGGAGAGGAGAUAUCAUUGCCUUUGGAAGAAAUGGGACGAGCGGGCACGUUGGGAUAGUGUCCAUUGGCGGAGAAUAUAUCAGCGCUGGUGACUAUCGUGUUGUGGAAAAAUCUAUCCCUAGAAAUAGUCCAUCCAUUGUCCGUACAACCGUUUGGAGAUACACGUGUUAAGCGUGCUCAUAUUCUUCAAGGAUUUCUUCAAGAACGAAUCAUGUUACAAGGACGAAAUAUUAAAUAAAUAAAUUGUUGGACUGAAUUGAA
Molecule: messenger RNA, 692 nt
Organism: Magallana angulata
Lineage: Eukaryota; Metazoa; Mollusca; Bivalvia; Ostreida; Ostreidae
Exons: 3
Coding region: 90-602 (170 amino acids)
Source: RefSeq, a predicted model, not a curated record